Messenger RNA from Schistosoma turkestanicum, 1560 nucleotides. The record is from the annotation of a GenBank genome assembly. Lineage: Eukaryota; Metazoa; Platyhelminthes; Trematoda; Strigeidida; Schistosomatidae.
AUGAAUGUUGUCAAAAUCAAUGGCGUGAAAGUUUACAAUCUGACAGCUAAUCGCUCCCUUCCAGAAUGGGCGUCGAAAUCUGAAAAACGUAAAAAGAAGUCAGAUAUGGAAUUAAGUCGGCGUAUUGAGCUUAUUCAGGAACUAGAAAUGCCCGAUUCAACCACUUAUUUGACUUGCUCGCCAGAUGGUCAGUACUUGUUUGCCCUUGGACGUUAUAAACCCAGGGUCAAAUGCUACGAGCUGUCAAAUCUUUCUAUGAAGUUUGACCGAUGUCUGGACUGCAUGCCGUACAAAAUUGUAUGCCUCAGUGAUAACUAUUCCAAGUUUGCCUUACUGGAGGAUGAAAGAUGGAUUGAGGUCCAUGCAGCCGGUGGACACCACUUCAAGUUUAGAGUUCCAAAACAAGGUGUGGAUUUAGAUUACUGUCCUUACACAUGUGAUAUUUUCGUCGCAUCGUCACGCAACCACAUAUAUCGAAUGGACUUGUCCGAGGGUCGCUUUAAAACGUCUCUAGUCUCACAACGUCUGGAAAACACUAAUCAUGGAUUUACUGCAUGUAGCCUCGAGAGGAAUUACGGUUUGUUACUUGGUGCAUCAUCUGUAGGUUGUGUUGAUGGUUGGGAUACUAGGGCUUCUGAGCAUGUCUUUGGUCUAAACGUGUGUGAAUAUGCACCUGCUCCGGAAGAUAUACAGAAUAGCUGGCGUUCAACUGCUGUCACUUGCAUGUCAUUUAAAGAUUCACUCAACGUCGCAAUAGGCACAGGAGAUGGGAUGGUAUACAUUUAUGACCUUCGUCAAAACCGUAAACCGUGGCAUGUCCGGGACACGGAAUACAGGGAGCCUGUCAAAUCCAUUCAUUUUCAUGAUGACAAAGUAAUAACAGCAUUGCGCUACUGUUGUAAAAUAUGGUCAAUGGAUACUGGUAAAAUAUUUGUUGGUUUCAAUAUCGGUCCUUCCGACUGUAAUUCUAUGUAUCACUUUCCUAAUAGUGGAUUACUCAUGUUCGCAUCUGAGUCCCCCAAGAUUUCUACAUAUUUUAUUCCACUGCUUGGAGAAGCGCCAUUUUGGUGCAGUUAUCUAGACAGUGUUGUGGUAGAGUGCGAACCAGAUGUCACAACUAUGUAUGACGGUUAUAAAUUCAUCACCCGUCAACAAUUAACAGAUUUGGGGAUGUCAGAGCUUAUUGGAACUCAGUUUCUAAGAGCUUACAUGCAUGGAUAUUUUAUUUCUGCAAAUCUGUACAACAAAGUGCAAGAACAUCUGGGGAUCAACCAGAAAUUACCUCAAAUAGUCGAACCUAAAUAUACUGAAAACGUAUCAAAAGCUUCGUUGCGUUCUGAAAACAUAAUUGCAGAGUUCAACGAAGCCUCAGCUGACCGGCGCUUUUCCAAACUCUCAGACAAUCCAAAGCUAAUAUACAGUAAUGUGGAUGGUGACUCAGAUCUCAUACAAAUUCAUCAAGCCAGAUUGGAAAAGAAGCGCAGGCGUAAAGAACUUCAGAAAGAACGAGCUGCUCGCACACAGUCUUUAGUUAAAAAAGCCUGUGAUAAGCAUAAAUGA